CUCACGAUACGAAUCAAUGAACUCGAGAAUAAAAAGCCGUUUAAAUGUGUUUGGGUUAACAGCAAACUCAAGGAAGAGAAAGAGAUACAGUUAUAUCCGAACAAAAACGGAACGGUUCACGACCUCAUCGAUGAGGCCAAGAAGCAGAUCGAGAUGAACGAGGACUGGUCUGGGCGACUACGGCUCCUGGAGGUCACCAGUUAUAAAAUAAAUUCAAUACUGGCCGAAGACAUACUCCUCGAGUGUCUCAAUCCGACCGGAAACAAGACCUACAGAAUAGAGGAGACGCCGAAAGAUGAGCUGCGUCUGGAAGCGGGAGAGUUCUUAGUGCCCGUCGCCCACUUCCAUAAGGAGGCCUACCAGACGUUCGGCGUUCCCUUUUUGCUCAAACUAAAGCAC
Oppiella nova is the source of this 399-nucleotide messenger RNA. NCBI's taxonomy places the organism in Eukaryota, Metazoa, Arthropoda, Arachnida, Sarcoptiformes, Oppiidae. The record is from the annotation of a GenBank genome assembly.